AUGUCUUCUCCUGAUCAAGAACAAGUUCCUGCGCCGGGCCAAUGGCCGGUCGAUCCGCAAGAUGAAGUUCCCAUCUCGAAAGACCGCAUCUGGGUUGAUGGAUGCUUCGACUUCAGCCAUCAUGGACAUGCUGGCGCUAUGCUGCAAGCACGCAAGCUGGGAAAAGAACUGUUCGUUGGCAUUCACUCGGACGAGGCGAUUCUCGAAAACAAGGGACCAACUGUCAUGACCCUGGAUGAGCGUGUUUCUGCUGUUGAGGCGUGCAGAUGGGUUACGAAAUCCGUCCCUCAUGCUCCGUACGUCACUUACUUGCCAUGGGUAUCGCACUACGGCUGUCAGUACGUCGUUCACGGAGACGAUAUCACAUCCGACAGCAACGGAAACGACUGCUAUCGAUUUGUAAAGGCCGCUGGCCGCUUUUUGGUCGUGAAGCGCACUCCGGGCAUUUCCACCACUGAUUUAGUUGGGAGAAUGCUCCUAUGCACCAAAAAUCACUUUGUCAAGUCAGUCAAGGAAGUCCUGGCAGGGAAUGAAGGAUCUGGUAGCCCUGAGGAUCGCCAAGUGAGCAGUACCGAACUCCUUCAAAGAAUCCGAGAAUAUGCUACGGAUGAAACUGGCCACAACCCGGGGCCCGAAGUGUGGAUCUGGAACGGCAGUGAUGAGGCAAAGAUUGGCGAGAGUGCUGACGAGGCUGGGAGUUUUGAAACCCUAAUCAGCGGUAUUGCGCCAAAGCCGGGCCAGAGAAUCGUCUACGUGGACGGUGGGUUUGAUCUCUUUUCGUCGGGACAUAUCGAGUUCCUCCGGCGGGUGUGGGCCAUGGAAGAAGCCGAAGGUCAGAAACGGGGAUGGUUUGAGCCGGCUGAAAAGGAAAAGAGGAUUGCCCAACAUGGGGUGGACUACAGCCCUGCCUAUAUUAUUGCUGGCAUCCAUGACGAUUCUGUCAUCAACCAUUGGAAGGGCCUCAACUACCCAAUUAUGAACAUCUUUGAACGAGGACUAUGCGUCCUACAAUGCAAGUAUAUCCAAUCUAUUGUGUUCUCGACGCCAUUCACACCCACCCGGCCAUUUUUGCAGGCGAUGCCAUGGGGCGUCCCAGAUGUCGUUUACCACGGACCCACGACAUUCAUUCCGCUAACUUAUGACCCCUAUGUCGCGACGCAAGAGAUGGGGAUUUUCAAAGAAGUCGAGCCCCAUCCGUUCCAGAGCGUGAAUGCCGGCGAGAUCGUCGAGCGAAUUCUACAGAGCCGCAACGCUUACGAAGAAAGGCAGCGAGCAAAGCAGGAAAAGGGGGUUAUUGAACAGGCAUCGAAGGAAAGAGAGGCGGGAAAUUAG
Talaromyces rugulosus is the source of this 1332-nucleotide messenger RNA. RefSeq lists its product as uncharacterized. Gene Ontology annotation, molecular function: ethanolamine-phosphate cytidylyltransferase activity. Gene Ontology annotation, cellular component: cytoplasm. The record is from RefSeq and is a predicted model, not a curated record. Lineage: Eukaryota; Fungi; Ascomycota; Eurotiomycetes; Eurotiales; Trichocomaceae. Bases 1 to 1332 code for a protein of 443 amino acids. Gene Ontology annotation, biological process: phosphatidylethanolamine biosynthetic process. The transcript has 4 exons.